This is a messenger RNA of Ostreococcus lucimarinus CCE9901, 1247 nucleotides long. RefSeq lists its product with no specific name. The transcript has a single exon. Bases 99 to 1247 code for a protein of 382 amino acids. The record is from RefSeq and is a predicted model, not a curated record. Lineage: Eukaryota; Viridiplantae; Chlorophyta; Mamiellophyceae; Mamiellales; Bathycoccaceae.
CGCGUCGACUCGGACGACCUCCGACGCGCGCGCGUCGAGCGACGGGCGCGCGCGAGGCGCUCUCGGCGACGCUCGGGGCGCGCGCGCGCGUCGAGUCGAUGCGCGUCGUCGGCGCCGUUUCGUGUGCCCCAACGACCUCGAAUCAGGACGACGACGACGACGACGCACGCGCGGUGGCGUCGCUGCGCGCGCGCUUGCACGCCCCGCGACACGGCGAGACGUUGCGCGCGAAGUGUGUGCGUCUGCGCGACGCGGUUCGAUCGCGGACGUGCUCGAGCUCGGAGAUAAAGGGGAGACUCGCUCGCCGCGCCGAGACGAGCGCGCUGGCGGCGCUCGAGCGAUGGGCGACGACGGCGCGAGCGAUCGAGGUUGAUCUCGAACGAAUCGUGCGAGGUGAUGUCGAUAAAAAAUCGUUGAGCGCGAUGGGAGAGGAAGUGACGCGAGCGUUACGAGAUUUUGAGUGGUAUUUGCGAGAACAUGACGUGAUGGAAGAUUUGCCAUUCGUCGUCGACGACGACUGCGAGACGCGCUCGAGCGAUGAAACGACGAUCGAUUUGAUGCGUAAGGUGCUCGAAAAAGACGUUAAAGACGAUGAUGCAUCGAUACUGGACACGAUGUGCGAUGAAUUACGCGCGCGCGAGAGUGAUUACGCGUGGCGAGGGGCGUUGUUAGGGGAGGUGGAAAACCAAGCUCGCGCGCGCGGAUGGAGUUCGGAGAAUUUCUCUUACGGAUCGACGCCGUUCGCGUCGUGGGUCGCGGUAUUCGUGCAAUGCGAUGAAUUGCGCGAACGCGCGAAAACGCUAGAGGAAGAUGACUUAAAGUACGUCGUUUUCGGAAGCUCUGCUGGGUGGUUGGUGUUCUAUGCCGCGACGACGUUUCGCGGCGCGCGAUGCGAAGGAUUUGAAAUUCUCGAGACUCUCCACGCAACUGCUUCGCACGUGUUGGAGGGCGCCGAAAAAAAAGCAUGCAAAAAGUUCAAUGUGAAUUUUUGCAACGCUGACAUGCUUUCGUCAUCGCUGUGCGACGUCGGUAUCAUCGUUCUCACCUCCAUGUGUUGGGACGACGCCGUGUACGACGCCGUGCUCGAAAAACUCGCCGAAGAGCUCCGAGCGGGUGCGUUUGUGAUCGAUUACCGGGGAAAUCUCGCGCAAAAAGACAAGUUUGCGCUCGUCUCAAAAGAUUCCUUGCGCGCGCCGGUGAGUUGGAAUCCAGGUCAGCGAUUUUAUGUCUUCAAAAAGGUGGCGUAA